Rhopilema esculentum is the source of this 988-nucleotide messenger RNA. RefSeq names its product protein phosphatase 1 regulatory subunit 14C. NCBI's taxonomy places the organism in Eukaryota, Metazoa, Cnidaria, Scyphozoa, Rhizostomeae, Rhizostomatidae. The record is from RefSeq and is a predicted model, not a curated record. Gene Ontology annotation, biological process: regulation of phosphorylation. Gene Ontology annotation, cellular component: cytoplasm. Gene Ontology annotation, molecular function: protein serine/threonine phosphatase inhibitor activity.
AUGUCUGCAGGCCAAAGUGAUACGAAAGUUUUGCGGUUUAAUUCUGAUGUACCAACAGAAGUACAGAAAGCGAAAUAUCAAGCGACAGCGAAAUAUGACAUCAAAUUGGUCAGAAAAAGACUCGAGAUUGAAGAGUGGAUGCACUUCGAGCUUAAAAAGCUCUAUUGCUGCGAGGAAGAUGAAGAUUAUGGUGUUGAAAUUGAUGUUGAUGUUCUAAUGGAUGAGUCAGAUGAGAAUGAGCAAACAAAAAUGUUAGCAGAGCUUUUAAAGGGUGCAAAAGAACCUACAGAGGAUUUCAUCAAAGAGUUAAUAAAGAGAGUUGUCACACUAGAGGAAAUACAGAAUUCAGUGAAGAAAGUGUCACAUUAAAAAUGGAAUCUGUUGGCUUUCCUAUAAAGUGGAAUGGCUUUGGUUGGCGUUUCAAAAAUGCAUAAAAGCUAUUGAUGUCAGAAACACUGUUCCAUCGGCAUAAGCUAAUAACAGAGACUGUUUUGCGAAUGAACUACACUGAACACUGUCCCAAACUUACACAUGUACUUGCACUUUGAGCCAUAAACGGUGUGUUUAUAGGUGAGCCAUAGGCCCAGGCAGGGAUGAAGUGUAAAAAAAUGUCCUUGCUUAAGGAAAGAAAUCGAAAAUCGAGAAGUAGACGUUGGCAACUUUUGCAAAAAAGGGCCACCUAGCUACGUACAUAGGGUGGGAAAAUUACAACAGAUGCACAAAGGUGGGGAAAUUACAUAAGAUACACAAAGCUGGGAAAAUUGCUUAGAUUGUUUGACGGAAUGUUAAAAAUAGCCGAAAAAGGCAUAAAUUAACUCCAAAUAUAUAAAACCUUUGAAUUCCUGUAAACAAAAAUAAGAACUUGCUCAAUGUGCCCCCUACCUUCUCUGCCCCUGUCUAUUGUGCCCCGGCCUAUUUAUUGUUAAUUUGUCAAACUCAAUUUUUUAUAACAAACGUGUUAUUAUAUCAUUAUAUCAAUGAUGCUUUC